This is a messenger RNA of Coccinella septempunctata (seven-spotted ladybird), 5674 nucleotides long. RefSeq lists its product as uncharacterized. Bases 4 to 5403 code for a protein of 1799 amino acids. The record is from RefSeq and is a predicted model, not a curated record. The transcript is spliced from 7 exons. Lineage: Eukaryota; Metazoa; Arthropoda; Insecta; Coleoptera; Coccinellidae. Gene Ontology annotation, molecular function: protein dimerization activity.
AGAAUGCCGAAGGAUAAUAAGAAAAAAAUUUGGGAGAAAGAAAGGAGAGACCAUUUAAAAGAAGCUUUUCUGAAGCUGGAAAAACUGCUUCCUUCUUAUGACCCAUCAAACUCUGCUUCAAGGAUAGAUGUUUUGACGAAAAGUAUUGAAUAUAUUCAGGAAAUGAAAAAUGUUAUUGAAGAACUUUCGAAACCUCAAUCUGAAAUAAACCCUAAAGUACUGAAGUUGAAAAAUCUUCAAGAUAGAAUCAAAAGAUUAGUGAAUAGAAUGGAAAUAUUGAGUAGACUGUUGAGAGAAGCUAAUAUCCCUAUACCAAAUGCACAUAGUUGGAAGGAGUUCAAAAAUAAGAAAUAUAAAUGGAGUGGCAAAAUAAAUGAUGGAAAAGUUUUAGUCAACAACCCAAAGAUGGAAAAAAAGAAUGGGAUCAAUGAAGAUGAGGAUAAUAAGCUGAGAACAGUUAAUAAAGGUACAGAGAGUAAAUUGAAUGCUUCUAGCUUAGUACCAAAACAUCGUAAGAAUAUUGUUAAUAGACUAAAGUCUAAAACAACUCUAAAGCAAAAACCAUUACAACCAGCUAAUUCAAACUGUCUUAUAAUUUAUACACAAGCAUAUAACACAUCAUCUUGUUACUUGGUCACUAGUGCACCUUCUAGUAAUCUUCCAGGAUGUUCGCAAACAGUUAUUACAGAUUCUGUAGGGGCAUCUAAUCCUGUUAUGACUACAAAUGUGAAGGAGAAUAAAAAAUCUGCAAUACAAUCCAAUUCAAAAGUGCAAUCAUUAGGUGCAGGAACUCUAAUAUUAACUAAUGGAAGUAUUUAUCCAAUAUUACCUCAAUCUCAGCCUGUUUUGCCCACUCCUAUGCUAGUUCAGGUUACUAACAAUUCAAAUGUAAUCAAGUCAGAAUCAGAAGCUUAUAAUAAAAAUAGAAAUAUGGAUCCGAACACUCCAAAAAAAUCCAAAGGAACUAUUAAAAAAACAGUUAAACAAUCUAAUAUUCUUGCUAAAAAUACAUGCAACACAAGCAAUAAGAAUUUGAUUCCACAAGUAUGUGUGAAAUCAAAACUUCCACCUAAUAUUUUGCCUUAUGGACCAAGUCUUGUGUUGAGUAAAAAUACUUGUUUAUUGCCCUCUCAAAUGAGUAGGGUACUAAUUCCUAAUUCUGCCAAUAAUCUUAAGCCUAAGACAAUAUUGACAGGAAUGCACAAAAGAAGGAUAGUAGGAAAGAGGAUAAGGGAUAAACCUGUAAGUAGACAAGCACUGAAAAGAAUUGGUAAACUGGCAAGGAAAAAGGAGACAGAAGAAAAAGAAAAAAUGAUGCAGAAAUUGAAAGAAGCGAACUUUUCAUCAGAUGUUGUUGGAAAAACACAAGGAAAAAUUUCUGAUAAACUUCCCUCCAAUAUGGAAAAUUUGAAAAUUACAAGAGGUGAUGAAAUCAAUGCUGUCAGAAUAGAAAACGCAGAUAACUCUGAAGAAAAUUUAAACUCUCAAAAUAUCGAUUGUCAAAAAACCAUUUCCAUUAUUUCUGAUGAUAUAAUAACAGCACCAAAUCAAAAUGUUACAUCAGUUUUUCAAGGUGAUUCAGAAACGAUAUCUAAUAGUGCUGCACAGACUAGCCAAUCUACUGCAAUUCGUGAUAAUGAUAUGUCGAUAUCCAAUGCAGACAGAAAGAUUUCAGAAACUGAUCAAAAAGAUUUGAAUUAUGUUGAAAAACAUUCAUUGGAGAAAAACUGUGAUCAAAGUAUAAUUGAGACACAUGCAGAACCUUCUCAACUUGCUAAUAAUCCUUCAGAUGUUCCUGAUGAACAUCUCGGAAAUGAAGAGGACAUUGGAAAGGUUGAGUCUUCAGAAAAAGUCCAUAAGAACGAUAAUGAAUCAGAAAAUAUGAAUAUACUGACUGUCCAAAACAGUGAUCAAAAUUUAAGGCCUGAAAGUAGUUCAGUAUUACAUAAUGAGUGCAAUAUAAAUCAGCAACUGAAAAGCUUAGAUAUUCAUCUUGGCCAUUCAGAGUUGUCCAAUGAUAUUUUUGCUUCACUUCAAGUUCCCCCUGGUUGUCAAAAUCCCGAGUCUACUUCACCAACUGCAGCUUUUCUUCUUUCAUUUCCUUUAGUGUCAUCUUUAACAGGUGUCAAAGUUACUGAGGUCAUGGAUGAGGAUAAUCCGGACAGUCAAAGAGAAACACCCACUCUUUUACAAAUAGGCACUAUGAACACAACUAAGUCGGUACAAUCUGAAACUUUCAACUCUAAUCUGUUGAAUUUGGACUUUUUUUCUUCUAAAGAUAUCUACAAUGGAUUUUACAAUUCUUUUGAACAACAUCUGAGUAGUUUAACAAUGCUUACAUCUAGUAACCUGAGUGAUUUAAAACAUACAGAAAAAAGCACAAACAAUUCUAAAUCUGGUGAUAAUUGCAAACCCAUGAAUAACAUUGAUAAUAUUCAUGAACCCAAUGUAUCCAAGCAGACUUCAAUGAACGAACAAAUUUCUUCAUCAAGAAAUACCAACCUUCAUAAUAAUAGAGAUUUUUUGUCUUCCAAUAUUAAUUGUCAGCCAAGCUUCAAUUUUGCAGGAAAACAAUCUGAAUCAGGUGCAGAAAUCAAGGACCAAGUUCCCUCUAUAACAUAUUCUCACAAAUCCAUCAGACAUAGUGAUUCAGUUAAAGAAACAACAACAACAAAGGAUAAUCAUGAUGUCCCUACAGAAAAAAAUAGAGAAGUAGUAGAGAAAGCUCCUAAUCCACUUCAGAUAGAUCAAAAUAUUCAAUCAAAUGUUGAAUUCCCAAAGAAUACUGCAUCAAAGGGCGAUUCUUCUUCCCUUAAAAACGUCAAGCAAACUAACAAUAGUUUUAUGAAAAGGGGAGCAUGUGAUAAUAUUUUCAACAUUGAUGAUAUAAAUAAUAAUAUGUCGAAUGUACAUCAAAAUAUAGAUCAAGUUAUAAAUUUCUAUCCUGAGAAACAGAAAUCAAUGACUUCUGGCAAUUUCACUCCAGGGAAUUCAACCAUGAAAAAUAAUAACAUUCAACCAUUAUUCCAAGAAAAUAUUCAUAAUGCACAAAUGGACUUCAUGUCGAAUAAGAAUUUUGCUGUAGCCCCAAUUCAUUCCAAUCCCAAUUCAUUCGGUAUAGAAAAUAAUAAGAAUUUGAACAAAGACUCAAACUUCAAUAUACCAAAUCAACAAAUUAGUUGUACAGAUAAGGCAAUAAUACAGCCCUAUUUUAUCCCAGAUAAUAAAAAUUAUCAGAGAAUUUCUAACCAAAGCAAUACAAAAACUUUGACUGAGGAGAGCAGAAAUACAGAAGCACAUAAAUAUUUCAAUUAUAAUAAUUUCAGCUCUGAGAUGAAAAAGCCUAACAAAAAUCAUGAGAUGAACUUUGAUUUCAAUUUGGAAAACAAAAUAGCACCAGUUCCAAAAAUUAUUGAGUCUAAGGAAAUAACUCCUGGCUAUAGUAUGCCAUACUCCAACUCAAUUUAUGAUAUAAACAAUAUAACAAAAGUAUGUACAUGUGCCUAUGGUUCAAAUAAACCAACUUCAGAACCUGUUUAUACAAACAGUAACAGUAAUACUUAUAACUACUACUCAAACAGUGAGACUUAUAUGGGGGAAACAUACUAUAAAAACGUAAAAAGUGAUGCAACUUAUAAAAAACCUGAUUUCAGUAAUGCAUAUUAUCCUGACAAUCUGAAAAGGAACAUAACUUCCUCAAAAACUGAGAAUAUCCAAGAAAAAUCAACAUAUAACUGGAUGACCACGCCCACAAAAUCUACAUCUGAUAAUGUUGUAUCCAGUUUUCCUAAGGAUGAUAUAGUUUAUUCUAAUUCAAACCUUAUUAGUGGCAACCAAACCAAUUAUUUCACUUCAUCAGUUUAUCCAACUGAACUCAAUUCUAACUUGAGCCAGACAUCUAAGAAGACCUUUGAUUUACCGCUUGUGAACGUGAAUUAUCAAAAAGUUGAAACAGAAGAUGGCCAAAAUCAGUUUUCCUGGUCUCCAACAAAAAUGCCACAGUUCUUAGAUCCUAUACCCAGCUUUGUAUCCUCCACCUUACCAACCCUUGUUGGAGAUCUUGCCUUGGGUUCAUCGAAUUUCACUGAUCAAAAGUACCAAUUCACAAAUAAAUGUUCAAAAGAGUCAAAAAAUAAGGCGGCACCAAAAAUGACUUUUGAAAAUCAAAAUAAUUUGUUUUCUGUUAGUCAGCUGGUGCACCAAAAUGAUAAAACUGUGGCAGCCAAGCCUAUGCGACGUAGAAAUAGCGGAAGUGCAUCAAAAUCUAACCAGAUGAAAAAUAAAAAAAUUGGUAAAAGUAACGAAGAACAGAAGGAUGUUUCACAGUGCUUCAACAAAUCCCCGGGUAGCCAGAACCAAGCUAAGAUUGAGAAUAAGACCUUUAACUGCAGGCAGAGUAAUAGUAAUUCUUUUUGUGAUAAGAGGAGUUCUUUAAAAGUGUCAUCCAGUAUUUAUUCUGCUGAAGCUCUGAUUUCCCAUCAUGGUCAUUCUGAGAAUAAUAUUAAGAAAGAUCAAACAUUUUCAGGGAAUACUAUGAAGAACAUUCCUGUUCCUCCAUACAUACCUGAUAAUAUUAUGCCAUACUUUCCUUCUGUUGAUCUACAGCAGGACAAUUUGAUACAACAAAAUCAGAAUUAUCAGAAUUUUCCAAACUUCAGCACAUUCUCAAAUAAUACCUAUUCAACAAAUACUUUCAUACCUUCAAGCACAAUAACAACUCCAUACAUAAGUUCUAGUACUUUUGUAUCAGAUAUUGGCGUUGUGAAUGAUUUUUCAUCAGAAAACAUGAGUCUAUUCCCCACUACUCCAAUAAACAAGACCAAAAUGAUAGCUAAGAACAGCUCCGGGCAAAGAGAAGAAAAAAUCAAUCCAUGUACAAAUAUUGCCACAAAGAAAAUAAAGAGGAAACCAUCAAAUGAAAUCAAUGUCACUUCCAGUUUAGUUGAUUUUCCUUUCUUAUCAGUACCAGGAAAUAUAAAUUCGCCUUUACUCCCUGAGGACUUCCAUACACAUUCAACUUAUUUACCACCACCUCCAACACAGCCACAACUUUACCCUUGUAAGAAUACAUUGUAUCCUUCAAAACAGAGUACUAUUACAUCAACUGCGCCACUACUGCCUCUACCCCCUAUACCUCCUGUUUCAAGGUCAGGAAUACAACAUCCAGAAAUAUCCCCUUCUUUGAAUUCUGCUGGGACUUCUUCAUUGACUAAUUUUAAUUUGAGCACAAUAUUUCCGGAAAUUAACAAGAGUUCCAUGCCAGAUGUUUAUUCCCAGAAUCAAACUAAGGACCAAGGCUCUCAUAGGCAUUACCCAAACAGUUCUGUUCCUUUCAAUUCUAAACGGACAUUUACUUAUCCUAAUUGUCCUAUAACUCAGUCUUAUGGAAUUGAUAAUAGAUGAAAUUGUUAAAUUCACUUCAAGAAUGGUUAAGUUGUAAUGCGUCUCUCGGGGACAUUCAUUAUCAAGAAGAAAUCCUCUGAAGAAUUGAAUUGGAGUAUCUUUCAUUAUCGAUAAAAGUGGAAUACUUAGAGGAAACAUUCUGAACAAUGUACCAACAUUUAGAGGAAAGCAGACUGCCUUAAAAAUCAACUCUGAUAUUUUAUACUUUCCUUGUAACACCAGUUUGAAAGGAUAUAAUAUGAAGUUAUAUAAUAAAGAAUUUUUAUUGUUA